Effrenium voratum is the source of this 644-nucleotide messenger RNA. The record is from the annotation of a GenBank genome assembly. NCBI's taxonomy places the organism in Eukaryota, Dinophyceae, Suessiales, Symbiodiniaceae.
AGACACGGGGACCCCCCCACGAAUUCGCACGUGGGCCUGCCAUGGCCUAUGGCAGCGUCGGCCGCAAGGGGCCGGGAUGGCAACAGACGGGCAGAUGCCGCAGAAGCCGACAUGCUGCUGGAGUGGCUCUUCUUGGGCAGCAAGGCUGCAGCAGAAGAGACCUUCCUGCAGAGGCACGGCAUUGGCUGUGUCCUGAGCUGCUGUAGGGCGCCCCUCUUGCCGUGCCCGACGAAGCAGCUGCCCAUGCAGGACUCGCCAGAGGAGCAGCUGGCGCCCUUCCUUGAGGAUGCGCUGGGCUUCCUCUCCGAAGCCAAAGCGCGAGGAGAGAAAUGCCUGGUGCAUUGCAGUGCUGGAAGCAGCCGCUCAGUGGCCAUUGUGCUGGCCUACCUGAUCCUCAGCGAGAAACUGCCUUUGUGCGAUGCCUUGGCACUCCUGCGAGCGAGACGCCCCAGAGCGCGGCCCAAUGUGGGCUUCGCCCGUCAGCUGAUUGAUUUGGAUCGAGCCACCCACGGCCACACCUCCGUGACCCUGGCGGACAUGGGCUUCGAUGACCAAUUCCACUGAGGGCUGUGACAGAUGCACAAGGGCCAAAGUGCCCUGGUUCGACUUGACCCCAAAAACCUAAGAGGUGCCAAAAGGUGCAG